This is a messenger RNA of Drosophila biarmipes, 621 nucleotides long. Its product is annotated as P-selectin. The record is from RefSeq and is a predicted model, not a curated record. NCBI's taxonomy places the organism in Eukaryota, Metazoa, Arthropoda, Insecta, Diptera, Drosophilidae. The transcript is spliced from 2 exons. The coding region runs from base 41 to 544 and encodes 167 amino acids.
AAAUCCGUUCUGUACAUUUUUAUACAGCAAGCUGAAAACAAUGAGUCUGGCCUCGAGGAUUCUCUACUGCCUUCCGAUUUUACUGAUACCCCUGCAUAUAGAGGAAGCUAAUGCCAAGGGAAUCUGCCUUUAUUUUAGCGAUCAACUAGCGACUUGGUUCGAUGCCCUAAUUACCUGCCAAAAGCAUUACAUGUGCUUGGCUGAUUUGGACACCGAAGUUACCCUGAUUCAGAUGGAAAGCAAACUGCCACGCGAUGACCACAGCUACUGGUUCGGCUUGAAUGCACACGAGAAAAACAGCUACAGAUAUGUAUCCUCCAACAAGUCCGCUGAUUACUCCCCAGUCAGCUCCAAUCUGGUGAACGACGGGGGAUGCGCCUUUGUGAAACACGAUGAUGGCUUUUACAAAUUUCUAUCGGCCGACUGCCACACAAGGAAAAGAUUCAUCUGCAGCAGAGCCGAAGAAUGCGACGGAGUGAGCAUAAGUCCAAGAAAGUCGCAAUGUGUCAUCAGCCCAGAGGACAAGGAAAUUGUGGCCUAUUAAUUUAUAGUUUACCACAAUAGUACAAAAUAAAGCGUCUUAGGGCAAGGCAUAAAGAAGAAUUUUUUAUGGAAAGUUGA